UGAACGUCUCAUAAUUUCGCCUAAGAAGACGCUUUUCCGUGCCUCUAGAACCCUAAUAUUUCAGAGUUAGGGUUUUAAAGGCUCCCGAACUGCACCGUUUAACUCUCCUCUCUGGUUUUAGAGUACUGCGCUGCUAUUCCACCCACCAAUGGCCUUCUGGGGAAUCGAAGUAAAACCAGGCAAACCGUAUAUCCACCGGUACGAAAAUGAGAGGGGAAGACUUCAUAUAUCUCAGGCAACACUGGGUAGCGGUUCUUCAACUAAGAAGAGCAAAGUGCAGUGUAAUGUGGGAUAUAAAAGUCCCAUUUACUUGUGCUCGUUGUUACCAGAAAGACUCGAGACUUGCGCAUUGAAUCUUGAGUUUGAGGAGGAGGAUGAAGUUACCUUCUCAGUUAUUGGUCCUCACAGCGUUCAUCUAUCCGGGUUCUUCUACGGUGAAAAUGAUCAGGAUAAGGUUCGAGAUGAUUCUGGGUCUGAUUCUUAUGAAGAGAAUAUCGUGGGUUCUGAUUCAGAAGAGGAGGAUGAUUUAAUGAAUUAUGAUUCUGAAGAUGAAGAUGAGGAGGCUGACUUUAUUGAUGAUGAUGAUCUUGGCAUAUACCCACCUUCUCCUGUCCCCAACAGUGGAGUGAGAAUUGAAGAAAUAGUGGAUGAUGAGAAGCCUGUCAAUGAGAAUGGUGUGUCUAAACGAGCUAAAAAGAAGAAAAGUCAGUCAAAUGUGUCUGAUGACAACGUGAAUUCUGAUAGGCAGCUUGUGGUCAAGGGUGGGCAUGAUGUUCCUGUCUUGGAAAGUGAAGAUGACGAUGGGUUUCCAGUAUCUGCUAGCAGAGAAAUCAAAGAUGAUAAUGCAGAUGAGGAAGCCUUGAAAAAGAAACCAAAAACUGAAGCAAGCAAAAAAUCGAAAAGAAAGAUUGAUGCAGUUGGCCGAGAUGCAGAACAUCCAAGUAGGGAAAAUGACACACCACAUGGCUCUUCAGACCCAACUGAUAACGUGUCCCAAAAUGAUGCUAAAACAAAGAAAAAGAAUAAGAAGAAAAAGGCAACAAAGGAGGCUCAGCAAACUGUCUUGGCAGAUUCCAACGAUGCAGAGCAGCUGCCUGUGGCUGAGAUGGAAAAUGAUUUGAAGGCAACAAGUGACAAGAAGAAAGAAAAAAAGAAGAAAAAUAUACAGAACAAAACAGAGGAGAUUGCAUCGAACAGGAAUGCAGAUCAAAGCAUAAAAGAUAAAAAUGGAUCCACUCUGGAGAUGGAAGAGAAGCAAGAAGCAAAACCAUUGCAAGUGAGGACGUACCCAAAUGGGUUGGUCAUAGAGGAGUUGGCCAUGGGUAAACCGGAUGGAAAAAGAGCUUCUCCUGGGAAAAAGGUUACUGUCCAUUACAUUGGGAAGCUGAAGAACAAUGGCAAAAUAUUUGACUCAAAUAUUGGCAGAACACCCUUCAAAUUUCGUUUGGGUAUAGGACAAGUUAUCAAGGGUUGGGAUGUUGGGGUUAAUGGCAUGCGUAUUGGUGACAAAAGGAGACUCAAAAUUCCACCUGCCAUGGGUUAUGGAGCUAAAGGAGCCGGUGGGACCAUUCCACCGAAUUCAUGGCUGGUAUUUGACGUCGAGUUGGUUGAUGUAAAUUGAGCACAAAAAACCUUGCACCUCCUAUUCGAAUCUGUCCAAAUCUCGACUUGUCAAGGUAGUUUUGCGAUGCAUUCCAAUUUUGUAACUGGCCGUAGAAGUGCAGCAACGUUCAGCAGGAUGAAAUUUUGAGACCUGGUGGCUAUUCCUGUCUUGAUUUUGUUUCUAAACUUGUCAAAUGUUUCUAGAUCCAACCAACAUUAUAGUUUUGUCAAUUAAGUCUUUAUUGUACAAAGACUUAUCCAAGAAAACUCACCAUUAUUUUUAUGGGUCUGCCAGCACAUGAAAUUUUUUUCUUGCGUCGAGAAGUGCCCAAGUGAUAGUUUGUUCUGACAUGUUAUUAACCUCUUGUGACGAAUAAAUAAUGAUGAUGACAAGGAA
This is a messenger RNA of Olea europaea var. sylvestris, 1999 nucleotides long. RefSeq names its product peptidyl-prolyl cis-trans isomerase FKBP53-like. The transcript has 11 exons. Gene Ontology annotation, molecular function: peptidyl-prolyl cis-trans isomerase activity. The coding region runs from base 149 to 1621 and encodes 490 amino acids. Lineage: Eukaryota; Viridiplantae; Streptophyta; Magnoliopsida; Lamiales; Oleaceae. The record is from RefSeq and is a predicted model, not a curated record.